CGUCGCAUCGAAUAAAGCCGAGCUUAAAUUGGUGUUUUCUUUUUUAAGUAGUGUAUACAUAUAGAAAUUGAGCAUGCAGCACAGCGAGACAUACAGCACUGCCUUUACUGAUCGCUGUCCAUGCCACAAUUAUUGCAUUUCGUCAUAAUAAACUAGGUUCUAAUUUACUACAAACGACCACACCCGCAUCGAAGUAAACAUGGGACGCUGUUUUAAUUACAAACUAUUGCUCAAUUUAUGUAACUUUUUGUUUUUGAUAUGCGGUUUAUUGAUGAUCGUAUCCGGAUUGUACCUGUUCUCUGACAACAAACGCAUUUUGCUCUCCAGACUUUUGGCUGCCUCUAGUGAUCGGUUGAGUUCGCUUCCGCAGCCUUUGCUUUUCUAUAUAUCGCUGGGCGUGGCAAUCGCUGGAUUUUUGGCCAUCCUGGCCGCUGUCGUGGGUUUCUGGGCCAGCUGCCUUCACACCUACUGUUUCUUGAGCGUAUAUUUCCUGAGCGUAGUGGUGCUCCUGCUGACCGAGUCUGUGCUUUGCCUGGCCAUAACCCUCUGGCCACAUUGUCUGGGCAUCAGUCUGGACGAGAAUCAAAUGGUGCGAUCCCUGCAGAGCAACUAUGGAGUUCCGGGCCAGGAGCAGUUCACCAAUACCAUGGAUUUGGCGCAGGCACGUUUUGGCUGCUGUGGGAUGAGGAGUUCGUUGGACUACGACACAUCGUUGUGGCGUUUGCAGAGCUAUGGACAGAGGAUUUGGCCGGUGCCACUCAGUUGCUGUGUGCUGGCAAAUGCGGGACAAUCGAUGGCCUAUCUGGAUCCAAAGCCGGCCAAUGAAUCACUUUGCCAGUCGAUCGAACGAGAUUCCUACAAAAGGGAACGCCACACGGAAUCAUGUCUUCCGCAUCUGGACAACUGGUAUCGGGAGCAGUAUGGCAUCUUUCUUGGCGGCAGUCUGGUUCUAGCCUUGGUUGAGUUCUCCGUUCUGUUGGCAAUUAUCAUGAGCUGCACCGGGCUGGCUACACAACGGGCUAGGCUCAAGAAACCAAUUCUAGAAGUGAGAGCUCAAAAGGUGAAGAAGCGACAAACUCUGAUCGAAAACAUCUACGAACCCGAGGUGGAACUUAGGGAGAACUCUAGCCACAGUUUCAAUGGAAUAUAUCUUGGACCGGCUAGCCGGCAUGUGAGCAGUGAGGAUUUUAAGGAAUUGUACAUUAAGCCAAGAGAUUUGUACAAACAUCAUCAUAUCGUGACUGGAAAGCCAGUUCCUGUCGACCGUCCAAUGCAAAUGAGAAAUUAUUUGGUCUAAACCCAUAGGGAGCCAUUACAACGGAAACGAAGUAAGCGCCUAAAUUACUAAACUAUAAAAAGAUUUUUUUUCCAAAUUUCAAUAUAUAAAUCUUAAUAUAUUUUUAAUAAAAUAUAUUCUCACUGUAAUAUUGCAAGGUUUUAAGAAGGCUUUAAAAAUAUUUCAAAACAACAAAUGGUUCCAAAACAAUUUCGCUUACUUUGCUUUCGUGUUUAUGGCUCAAAAUAUCUUGUUUAUAUAUAUUUACUUUUACUUAGCGUUUAAUUUUUGUACCUAUAUAA
Drosophila elegans is the source of this 1578-nucleotide messenger RNA. RefSeq names its product CD82 antigen (gene Tsp68C). NCBI's taxonomy places the organism in Eukaryota, Metazoa, Arthropoda, Insecta, Diptera, Drosophilidae. The transcript is spliced from 2 exons. Gene Ontology annotation, cellular component: membrane. The coding region runs from base 200 to 1297 and encodes 365 amino acids. The record is from RefSeq and is a predicted model, not a curated record.